This is a messenger RNA of Silurus meridionalis, 7261 nucleotides long. It is a transcript of the gene wnk4a, whose product is annotated as WNK lysine deficient protein kinase 4a. The record is from RefSeq and is a predicted model, not a curated record. Gene Ontology annotation, biological process: negative regulation of sodium ion transport; positive regulation of sodium ion transmembrane transporter activity; renal sodium ion absorption. The transcript has 21 exons. The coding region runs from base 319 to 4887 and encodes 1522 amino acids. Gene Ontology annotation, cellular component: cytoplasm; cytosol. Lineage: Eukaryota; Metazoa; Chordata; Actinopteri; Siluriformes; Siluridae. Gene Ontology annotation, molecular function: ATP binding; protein serine/threonine kinase activity; chloride channel inhibitor activity.
GCCAGACUUGGCGACUCACGCUCGUGCGCUCAGAACAAGCUGCGCAGAGCUCGCGGUAAUUGAGGAGCCAGAAAGCGAACGCGCCGCUGGAACAGUCUGAGCUUGAGAUUUCUUCUGAACAGCUUUACAAAACAAGGACUGACGCCAAUAAUCAGCAGCAGCAGAACACCAUGUCCUCGCUCCGGUCAUUUCUAACUCCGCGAAUAAUGAUCGGUUCACGCGUGGACUGGAUGUAAAGAGAGAAGAAGAAGUAGAAGAAGAAGAAGAAGAAGAAGAAGAAGAAGAAGAAUUUCAUUCCUAUUCCGACUCAUUCUCAGCAUGUCCCACGCAGAAGUGGAAGUGUCCGGCCUCGGCUUUCCGACUUUACCUGUUGAUCUGGACUCAGACUGUCUGUCCCGAGUGCCGCCGCUCCGAUCGCACGCGCUUAGCGCCAGGAGGAACUCGUACGUGCUUCACAAGUUGGAGCUCGAGCCGCAGUUUUACGCCGCGCCGUCCUGGUCCGACGAACAUGUCUUACCCGAAACACGGACGGAGGAAUCCAAAGCUGUGGAUACUCCUCCGUCUUCGGCGUCUCCGCAGUCUUUAACAUCCAAUGCGCAAUGGGACGCCGCGGUCCCGAGCGCUGUUGCGCACGAGGUGAGCUCCGAUUCGGACCCAGAGCCGACGAAGAGCAACCCGAAGUUGAUCAAAAGGCUCGUAAGCCGAUUGGAGCAAGAGGAGAAGGAGGACGUGGAGACCAAAGCCGUCGCUACGUCUCCCGAUGGCCGAUAUCUGAAGUUCAACGUGGAGAUCGGCAGAGGCUCGUUUAAAACCGUCUAUAAAGGCCUGGACACCGAGACCACAGUGGAGGUGGCGUGGUGCGAGCUGCAGACACGGAAACUGACUAAAGUGGAGCGCCAGAGAUUCAGCGAGGAGGUGGAGAUGUUGAAGAACCUUCAGCACCCAAACAUUGUUCGCUUUUAUGACUCCUGGAAGUCCACGGUGAAAGGACAUAAAUGUGUCCUGCUUGUCACAGAACUUAUGACCUCCGGCACUCUCAAAACGUAUCUGAAACGAUUUAAGGAAAUGAAGCCAAAGCUUCUUCAGCGCUGGAGCCGGCAGAUACUAAAAGGGCUUCACUUCCUGCACACUCGAGCUCCCCCAAUCAUCCACAGAGAUCUGAAAUGUGACAACAUCUUUAUUACAGGACCCACAGGGAGCGUAAAAAUUGGCGAUCUCGGACUUGCUACACUUAAAAGAGCAUCGUUUGCUAAGAGUGUAAUCGGAACACCGGAGUUUAUGGCUCCAGAGAUGUAUGAAGAGAAAUAUGACGAGGCUGUUGAUGUGUAUGCCUUUGGCAUGUGCAUCUUAGAGAUGACUACAUCAGAAUACCCAUACUCUGAAUGCCAAAACGCGGCACAAAUCUACCGCAAAGUAACAAGUGGAAUGAAACCAAACAGCUUUUACAAAGUAAAAGUUCCUGAGCUGAAAGAGAUUAUAGAAGGAUGCAUACGAAUGAACAAAGAUGAACGAUACACCAUUCAGGACCUACUGGAGCAUGUAUUCUUCCAGGACCACAAUGGUGUGCGUGUCGAGCUUGCAGAAGAGGACGACAUGGAGAAGUCAAGCCUGAAACUCUGGCUGCGCAUGGAUGGCACCAAGAAGCUCCAUGGCAAAUACAAGGACAACAAUGCCAUUGAAUUUCUGUUCGAGCUCUACAAGGAUGUUCCCGAAGAGGUGGCACAGGAGAUGGUGGUGCUGGGAUUUGUGUGCGAGGCUGACUACAAAUUGGUUGCCAGGGCAAUGCGAGACCGAGUGACAGCCAUCAAACGACAACGCGAGAGACAGCGUCGGAUACGUGAGGAGGAAAAGAAGAAGCAUGAAGAGAACAUUGAGGAGGAACCCGAGUCACCUUUGCCUAAGCCCACUCGCCAAGUGUUGGAAAGCCCUGUCUCUUCCCCAAUGCAGAUCCCACCCACUUUGCCUCUUUAUGACCCUCCUGCUGUCUCUCCAGUUAUCUCUCCAGAUUACAGCAUCAAUGCAGGUUUUUUACAAGAGCCAGAAGAACCAGAGGCCGACCAACACUUUCACAUUCGCCACACCAGCUAUUCCUCAAUUACAUCUGAUUGCGAGACAGACGAGUAUCUCAGUCCCUCUGGCUUUCAAGAUGGGCUCGAUGCUGCCAUAGGAAACAUUUGCUGCCCUUCUACCCCACCUUCUAAUUUGGCCACGCCCCCUAUCACACCCACCUCAACUCCUCCAAUGCCACUUCUUCGCUUUCCUUCGAGCAUUGCUGUAUGUAAUAAUAUCGACAAAAUCAUAUCGGGGCCUCCCAGUCCUUUUUCCUCAUCGGUGGACAGCUAUGCCUCAGACGUGACCUCCGGUUUGAGUGACGGCUACGAGGGCCAAUCAGAGAGGGGCAGUAAGUCAGCUGGCCGACGGACAGCAGCGAAACUGUUCAAGAGGAGGGCACGAUCCCGCCUUCGCAUUACAGGGCUAUCUGAUAAAGUGGAUCGGGUGGUGGAGUGUCAACUUCAGACACACAAUGAUAAAAUGGUCACAUUCAAAUUCGACCUUGACGGUGACAACCCUGAAGACAUCGCUGCUGUUAUGGUGCAUAACGAGUUCAUCCUCCCCUCCGAGAGAGAUGGCUUUAUUAAUCGAAUGCGUGACAUCAUCAAACGAGCAGUGUCUCUAAUGGGAAAAGAUUUGGCUGGGCCGCAGGGCAAACAAGAAGGCAUGCAUUUCCCACAGCAUAACGUUGCCAGCUCCAUUUCCUCAUUGCAGCCAAAUCUGCUUGCUCGUACGCAUUCCACCUCCUCUCUUCCAGAGUCCCGUGGCUCAGUAGCAGGGCAGAACGGAGACAUUACAUCACCAGUACGUCCCCUCUUACGCUCACAGUCCUUCCAUAACACAUUGGGAACUUCACGCCCAUUCCAUACCACAUACCCAUCUGAUCCCAUCAUGUCCAUGUCAAAUAUUGGCCACGUGCCUCAGUUUCCGAUGCCAAUUAUGGCCACCUCUGCUCAGCUUCCCUACAUGUAUCCACCAAACCCCGGCUCCCCCAAAACUGCUCAUCCCUCACGGCCACACGUCCCCAGUAACUCCUCCCAUCUCACGUCUGUCUCUUCUGGCCCUCAUGUCUCAGAUUCAGGGAGCCCCAGUGCUGAUGGCAAUCCCAUGACCUCACAUAUGCCCACCAUAUGGGGACCACAAACACCUCCCCUUUUUUCCUUAGCAAAUAUGAUCUCCAUGGCCAUGAGCAUGGCUCAGUCCUUCAUUCCUCCCACGAACAUGCCAAACCCUAUGGUGCCACCCAUGCCCUCGUUUCCUGGCUUUCCUCCACACUUCAGUCAUACUAUGCCACCACAGGCCGGGUAUCCAAUGGCAUAUGCACCCCACUAUACACUGCCUGCAGACAGCAUAUAUCCACAGUUCAAUCCUGAGGAUCAAAAUCUAAAUCGGGAUGCUGUUUAUGGGUUUGCUCAAAGAAUACAUUCCACAUUUCCACAUGUGCCUGGGAUACCCACGAAUACAUAUACCCACGUGCAGCAGAUGUCUACCGGUCUUCCACAGAAAGAGAUUCAGGGUAGUCUUCCUACACACACUCAUCACCAACCUAUGGACUAUCCUCUGCCACAAGAACAUACAGAAGCUUUUCCCAGACCUUCAAUAGACCAAUCAAGUCUCUCCAGUUCAUCUUCCUCUGGACUGUCAUCUUCUCCAAGACCCAGUCCAGACAGCAUGGCUUCUUCCUCCAGUCCAAGAUCCCUUUCCCCAUCAGCAGAACCUGACAUUGCUACCAGCAUGUGUGAGCUCAGACAAUCCCUUUCCAGCCCAGAGCCAAAACCAGUAGUUACAGUUGGCCGCUUCCAAGUUUCACCUACAAAGGAGAUCCCACCACCCUCUUUACGUCCUGACAAAAGCCCCAACACAUCUCCUGCUCUGACACCUGUUGUCUCACCAGACAUUUCCAUUUGUUCCACCCAUGAUAAUCAAACUAAGGAGGAAACAAUUUUAGAGAGAAAUGAGAUCUCCUCCCUGAAGGCCACCUUCUCUCAGCAGCUCCACAUAGACGUUCCUGAAGCUCAACACUUUUCCUUGAAUGCCAAUCAUAAUGAAAGCCAAUCACUGGAUCUUGAGUCGAACUUGUUAUCUGAGGCUCCUCAUGAUAUUUUCUGCCUCCAUGAACAUGAAUCUCAACAAGAUAGUGAAACUACUUGGACUGAGGAGACCAAUAAAGAUGAGAAUGAUGAGGCACAGCAGAGUGGUGACGAGGAACCGGACAAAAAUAAAGAGGUCCAGGACAAACCGCAGCAGAGGAAGAAGAAAGCCCGAAGGCUUGGUUCUGUACAGUCUCUGACUGGGACAUCAGUAGACAGUGGGCUUUGUGUCAUCAUGGAUCCAGAUGGGAGUCUGGGGGAUGGAAUUAUGGAUAGCACUCAGUGUUCAGUCCCUCACCACAACAUGUGGAUGAGUUACACUCGCACCAAUUCCUACAUGAGCAGUGACGAAUCAGAAAGUGAGGAUGAGGAGAUGUGGGAUGAGCUGCAGGAGCUGAGAGAGAAGCAUUUGUUCGAGGUGCAGUCUCUGCAGGCGGUACAGAAGCGAGAAAUAGAGGAGCUUUAUGAGCGGAUGGGAAAAGUUCCUCCUCCAUGCAUCCUCUCACCAGCAACCAUGUUGUCCAGUCGGCAACGUCGGCUGUCUAAGGGAGGGGCCUUUCCUUCAUCUCGUCGCAACAGCCUUCAGAGACUGGAUAUUCUCCCUAUGACAGGGAUAAUAAGAAAAAACUCUGUAAGUGGCGGCAGCAGCAGCAGUAGCGGCAGCAGCAGCAGUAGCAGCAGCAGCAGCUCACAGGAACGACCUGCUAAAGGGGUGACCUUUACUCCUGACCUUUCCAGAAUGUAAACAUUCAUAACUAAGCCUGUUGGUGGAACUAGAUUAGACUACCUCAUCCAGCACAUGCCUGCUGUUCUCUUACUCAUCCUGCUGAGGAAAGAAGACUUUACAAAGACAGAGAAAACGCCUUUCGCUGCUGGUAGAUGAGACUGUGUCAGCAGCAAUUCCUGUUCAGACACUUCUAGGGUCUCAGUCACUGUCCCGAAUUAUUCUAGUGAUGUUCUGACACUGUUAGUCUGCAACCCAAGGAAAACACAUUCUUAACUCCAGAGUGUAAUAAACACUGUGUUCUCGAUUACUGAAACAUGUGACCAUGCAUUCCGACUUUGCUGUUGAGAACAGUGCAGUGUUCUUGCGACAAACCGUGCUUUAAGAGACACUAAAAACGAACUUCCACUACUGCGUUGCAAAAUUGUGCUGCUGCGAAGAUGCUGCUGUCACUGCCGUUUCUGUGGUGAGCUCAGUGAUGCGAGAGUAACGUACAUAUUUCUGAGCUCAACAGUGGCGCAUUAGUGACUCAGGCCUGGCCAUGUCCUUUGCACUUUUCUAAAAUAAACCGCCUGUAGAUGCAGCUGUCAGAUCAGCUGAACAGGAAUGUGAUUCCUCCGGCUGUGUGUAUGCUUGCGAGCGACAGAAUAACACAAGUCCACUGGACAGUGUAUCCCUCCUGAAUGUUUUCUGAUUUUGUUUUGUAGCUGUAGUAAAAUGUGACAUUGCUCAAUAGUUUUGAUCAAAGAAAACCAAUUUACCAUGAUAAUAAACUGCUGCCUGAUAUACUGUAUACUUUAUAGAAAUGUGCAGUUUCGUUUCCUGGGCUCUAUUUUCCGGCUUAUACGUGUCUAUUUUUGACCUUUCUCUUUUAGUUAUUAAUGUGAAUCAAAACUGGAGGUAAAGAUCUGAUUGUUGUACAGUCAAAAUGAAUUGUGCAUUAUACAAGCAUUAUAUCAUUAUUUUAUUUUUUUCAAGCAAUGCAGUUCAGAUUGACUCUUUGCUUGUGUACAUAGACAGAUUUUUUUGUGGACAUAUAGUCACUGAUUAUAAAGAUAUAUGGAGGCUACUAUUCGACCAAAAUGCACACAGCACUUCAGCAAUGAGGCAAUUCGGAGUGAUUUUGCAGUUAAUAUAGCAGAGCCUGGGGUAAAUACAUACACUGCCUGGUAAAAAAAAAAAAAAAAAAAAAGUCACUUGGAUCUAACUAAGCAAAUAGGUAAGAGGCUUAUUUUGACUAUUAUUGCAGUACAAGUUAUUUAUUUCAGAAGUGUCAAAUUAUUAGCCUGCAAUAAGCAAAGGAAACAGCUAAGGAGAAUGCUGUAGCUACUACGGUUGUGUUUUGAGAAUUGUCCAAAUCAUUAUUAAACCCUGAAAGCAUAGUGGAGAACCAUCCUCUUUAAUGAUUGGUAAUGGUGGAUCACUUCAACAUUUGGUGAAAUAACUGUGGAACUCAAUUUUGGCAAAUUGACUAACUGAAUAUAUUAAAUGGCUAUAUUCUAUGGCUCCGGCAUGUCAAUCCAUUCAAAUUGUGAAAGAGUGGUUCAGGGAGCGUGAGACAUCAGUCACACAUGGAUUAGCCACCAGAGAGUCCAGACCACCAUCAAGAAUUGCAAGGUUUCUUCCUCAUAGAAUCGAAGUGAGUUUUUUUCCUUGCCAGUCACACCAGGCUUGCCCUUUGGAGAUACAUACACAUAAUUCACUUAUAUGAAACUUUUUUGGUUCUAUAAUUCUUUCAGUCUUAAAGCUGCAUUGAGACAAUGUCCAUUGUGAAUCUGAUUUGAAUUAAAAUUUUCGAACAUGCUAAAUAAGACUUUACUCAGCAGUCCGACUCUCCAAUCAUCCAUGCUGGUGAUUAGAUUCUGGACAGAAAUAAAGGUGGCAUUGCAUACGUUCAGUGUAACGAUGCCAUGGUGAAUGCGUGCUGUAAUCAAUGCAGUAGAGGGUCCAAGGAAAUAAGAGUGACUUUUUUUUUUUUUUUUUAUCGGCCAGGCAGUGUAUAUUCUUAUCUCUUCCGUGAUGUUUUAGUUCUUUUUGCUUUUAUGCACUUUGGUUUGAAGAUCUUUAUGUAUUUAGUUGGGAAAUCAAAGCCAGAUCUUACCUGCUAAAAAAGGAAAUGUAUUUGUUUCAUGAAUCGUAUGAAUGAAUAUUUUAUAACCUAUUUCUUACCAUAAAGGUAUAUGACUCAAAUGACUUUAAGGGAUAAAAUGCUUAUGUGAGGUUGUUUAAAUUUAAGAGAAAGUUAGUUGUUUACCUUAUACUUACAUUAAUAAAUAUUAUUAAUAAUCACAAACUGUGAAAUGAACACAUGUUGCCUUUAUGUAAACAGUGAAUUUAAAAAAUGUGAUACAUUUUUGUUUUACAGAAUGUGAUGCUUGUUUGCAAAGCUGCUACA